Molecule: messenger RNA, 1479 nt
Organism: Oryza brachyantha (malo sina)
Lineage: Eukaryota; Viridiplantae; Streptophyta; Magnoliopsida; Poales; Poaceae
Exons: 2
Coding region: 221-1117 (298 amino acids)
Source: RefSeq, a predicted model, not a curated record
UCCACUCUUCAGAUUUCUUCUGACUACUCUCUCUCUCUCUCUCUCUCUCUCUCUCUCUCUCAGUCUCCUCCUCCAUUCACCUCAUCAUCUUCCUCCUUUUCACUCUCCCUCUUCUAUCUGCCGCGGCGCCGCCGCCGGUCACAGUUGCUAUUUUGAUCCCUGCGUAUUCAUCGAGCUCAUCAUCAGACUGAGAAAAGAGGGGAAUUUGAUUGAUUAUUAUAUGGCCCUAAAGGCUCUGCAAGUUCCAUCUAGCUUUGCAAGGCCGAUCAACCGCAGCUCCAUCGGCUGUUGCUCGUCGCGGCGUUCCCUGCGGCCAAAGAUUGCAUCUGGAGGGCUCGCCGCAAGAAUCGCCGGAGAGAGCAGCAGCAGCUCGCCGGCGGUGGAAUGCCGGGCGGGGUCCAACCUGCACGGGUGCGUGGACGAGGGCGCCGUGGGGUCGAGGCAGGAGCAGGCGGCGGAGAUCCCCAUCGUGCUGUUCCCGGCGGUCGUCUUCCCCGGCGCGACGGUGCAGCUGCAGGCGUUCGAGUUCAGGUACCGCAUCAUGGUGCACACGCUGCUGGAGGAGGGGCUCACCAGGUUCGGCGUCGUCUACUCCGGCGGCGGAGGGGACGGGGUGGCGGCCGGCGAGGUUGGGUGCGUCGCCCACGUGGUGGAGUGCGAGCGGCUCGUGGACGGCCGGUUCUUCCUCACCUGCGUCGGCGGCGACCGGUUCCGCGUCGUGGGGGCCGUCAGGACGAAGCCGUACGUUGUCGCGAGGAUCCAACCCCUGACCGACGCGCUCAGCGGCGGCGGCGGCGACAUGCUCCGCCGCCUCGCGGAGGGAGUGGAGGAGCACCUCAGGAACGUGGCGAUGCUGUCGGACAAGCUCGGCUGGAGCCGGCCGCUACGCACGACGUCGCGCUCGUCGUCCUCGCCCUCCUCCCCGGCGUCGCUGUCGUUCGCGGUGGCGAGGGAGCUGGUGGAGGACCGGCAGGAGCAGCAGGCGCUGCUCCGGCUGGACGACGCGGCGGCGCGGCUGGCGCGGGAGGGGAGGUACCUGGAGCGGCGGAGCAGGUACCUCGCCGCCGUUGCGGCGAUCAAGGACGCCCUCGCCCACCUCUACUGCAACGACAAGUAGAAGACGCACGCGCGAGUCAUCUUUAAUUAAAUGAGUAAUUAAUCAAGUAUUUUAGCAGAGUAAUAAACGGCCACUGGUGAGGACUCCCAUGGCCAUCCACAUAGGUUUCUUGGGUUUUGGCUUCAGAAAUUCAGAGUUCCACUGUAAAUAGUAGUAUUUUGUAGAUUCAUGGUCAUCGAUGCUGUUUUGCUUCUCUUUUGGGUGUGAAACUUUGCAUUUGAGUAGAUAGAUGUAUGUAUAUAUAUCUGGAGUUUGCCAAUGUACAGAAGGAUAUGGAUGUAGCAUCUUGCAAGAUAUCCCAGAGGCUAAAUAAUAGUCUACAAUUCUGUGACAACAAAAAAUUCAGAAUGACAACGGCUAAU